Messenger RNA from Triplophysa rosa, 1274 nucleotides. RefSeq names its product sialoadhesin. The transcript is spliced from 4 exons. Lineage: Eukaryota; Metazoa; Chordata; Actinopteri; Cypriniformes; Nemacheilidae. Bases 74 to 694 code for a protein of 206 amino acids. The record is from RefSeq and is a predicted model, not a curated record.
CAAAGAAGAACAAAAACUAGAUGUGUAAGCUAAAGACGUGUAAAGAACCAGAAGUUACUGCUGCAUAGAUAAAAUGGUUGCAAACCUGCUACCAGGCAUCUGGACACUGAUAUCGUUCAGUCUAUCGGGCAUUUUUGCUGCUGGUUGGACAGUUCAUGUCCCAGCGGAGCCAGUCUAUGCUCAUCUCGGGUCAUCUAUAGUUCUGCCUUGCACCUAUGACUACCCCAAGGACUCGGAUCAGAAAACACCACGCAAAGUUCUAUCAGAGAUGUGGUGUUUAAAUCAAAGCCACUGCAUCACUCCAAGAUACGUGUACCACAGCGCAGGAAUAUUCCCUGAACCUUCAUACCAAGACCGGGUGAAGUUUUUAGGGCAGACGGGGAGUAAAGACUGCUCUCUGAAGAUAUCUGACCUGAAGUCAGAGGACAGCAACGUGUACGUGUUUCGAUUCAUCACGGAUCACCUGAUGGCCAAACUUCCAGGACAGAGAGGAGUUACACUUCUGGUCAUCUGUAAGACACACAUUCAGAACAGCUGGAAAGACAUCUUCAUUUACUAUUGGAAUCGUGUUUGGAGUUUUUUUCAUCUUUAUAAUAACUGUCAUUCUGAUAUGCAUACAAUGCAAGGCACGGAGAGCGAUGUGCAGAUCAAAUUAAAUAAUAAACAUAACCAAUUAACUAACCACAGAGAAUGAGAAACUGCGAUCAACACACAUGUAUGGUUCUGCAAGAUGCUUAUGUUGCUCUUUUUAACAUUAUUUUAUGUCUCUAAAGACCAUUACUUAUCUAUUUAUAUUAUGUUUAAUUAUAUUCUGAUAUCUUGUUAGUUUUCAAAGUGCUUUACAUUCUUUUUACGUAUGCAAUAAGAUAUAGGAGGUUGUAGGGCCUACGGUUGGUUUGAAAAAUAAAUUUCCCUUUUUCUUUUUUUUAAAUCUGGAUAAGAAAAAUAUCUUCAUGUCAGUUAAUUUUCCUUACCUUAUUGGCAUUUUAUUCUUGCAAGCAAUUUGUUAAAGGGUAAGACAAUAUUAAAUCACAGGUUUCCAAUGCAACCAAUAUAAAACGGCUAUAUACUUUCAAUAAAAUUAUGAAAAUUGCAAAAAAAAAUGUUAUUCAGUAUUUUGAAGUUGUUUGUGGUUUGACAAACAAGAUGAGUCACUAAUUCUGCAGGUUUGUUUUUCUGAACUAGUUAGUAGCUUAAAUUAAUUAAUUAAAAAUGUAGAAAAAUGUAGAUUGGUGUUGGAAAAUUCCUAAACAAUAAAAAAGAGAUUUAUUUGA